AUGUCGUCAAAAGAGAGUAUAUCUGCGCUUAUCUUACUUGGACUACUUACGGCUGCUGUCAAGGCCCUGGAAUUAGCUGCUGUCAUCUAUUGUACUUUUGAGAAUGUUCAAGGCUCCAUGAUCGAUUGCCAAUAUCCUGAUGGAUACAUUUCCAGCGAAAAUUUCAAGCUCAUUGCUCAUGCUGUAAUUCCCCGUGCCGAUUUAACCGACCAGCCAAUUAUCAUUGCUGAAUUUGAGCAUUUCAUCAUUGGUUUUCCCCAGCGCAUCGAGGGAACUCGGUAUUCGAGAAACACUCUUCUUUUUAAUCUGUGCUUCGUCGUUCGUUCGCGUGAGUUCCAGUUGCAGCAUUAUGAUCUUACCGGUCAGGAUUUUCCUCUCCAUUAUGAAGACAUUCACAGUGGACUUCAGCCCGCUCUACAAUCGGCCUAUGAACUUACCGUACGGAAGAUUAAUCGGUAUUUGGCGUACAUGGAGGAGGAAAACGCUGCGUUAUCACAGGAUACUUUCAAGCAGACGGUAGAUGGGGGUAAUGAAACACUGAUCCACCGAUUUCUUCGCCAAAUUUUUACCGAUCUACGAGAAAAGGGGCUUUGUGUAACCAGCUUAGGAGAUGAUUUGCCUCCGCUUUACCUCAUUUUCGCCCCACGAGCAGUGAACAACUCAGUGUCGAGCUGUUCCAUCCCCACCGAGGCUGAAUUGGCCACUGGGGAGCCGUGUAGCUGCAUCGAUGGAGCAACGGAGGAGGCGGAAGAAGACACCGAGGCACUAUUGGGACGCACUGAUGUUUGGUCGCGGGUGCCAUCGGUUCUCGAGGACAGCACUGCCGCCGUCACCGAUGCCACCAUUUUCGUACGAGUCCGCCCCAUUUUUACUUCCCUUGGCAACCAUGUGGUCUACGUGCUGGAGCCGCAUGACGACGAUAACCUCUUCUCUUCCUUCUGGGAGGCGCGAGACCUCGUUUCUAGCCGCCUCUUGCCUCUGGUCAACGGCCAACGCACUGUUGCGCAGGUCGCUGGUCUGGCCAACGUGGACCGGAGCAUUGCGCGACUCUGUCUUACUCAACUAGCUCAGCUGGGUGUAGUCCACAUUGUCUCGGCACCCGUCUUCUUUCGCUCCACUGUCACGGGCAGCAGUAUCUGUUCCGACGUGACAGAACUCUUUGCUGUACCUGGAUAUGUGGGACUACCAAGGCUUCUACGUCUGACUGUUGAUGCCAAGCUGAGGGAUGCCUGUUUUGAAUCUGUGCUAUCGUUAGCGACUAAACGCCGACGCCUCCAUAUCACCGACCCAGAGGGCCUAAUUUUGAAAAUUCUCCAGGUCUACUCCAAACUCUGCGCCCCACCCUACCUCAAUCUUGCCUUCCUCCUCGCUUCUACCCAAUCUUUCAUAGAUCUUCAACUUCCUCCACGCUUUCAUUCGUAUGAAAACAGAAGCGCUACCCUACCUUGCGUCAACCUCCUUCGUCUAGUCCAGUUUGGAGAGGUGAAUAACCUCAUUCACCGCCUGCAUUGCUACCCGGUUAGUGAGGUACUCUCACCCAUGGCUUCCAACGAGACCUCUGGUUUGGAGACGCGAACGUGGAACCUCUUGCGGGAUCAAAUGAUGGACGGGGUACAAUCGGUGGAUGAGCUGGUCUACGAAGCUUCUGCUUGGGCUGUCAAGUCCUCUUCUCUGACACCAACGAAUCGUUCCAACGGUGGACAUUUCGGCGAAGAUGGGCAGACAUUCACCACGACGACAACAACCCUCCCGGAGGCUGUCGUAUCGUUCACGGCGAAAUUAUUGAAAGAGAAGGCGGAAACAGAUAGUAAUGGCGUCGAGAUGAGUUAUAGCACGGUCUUAUCGGAGGCAAACCGGACGGAGGGCUCGUCACCGGAGCAUGAGAGCGUGACAUUUUUGAAGGCUUGUAUGCAGGAAUUUCAUCAUACGAUACCCUCUAGCUAUUUACACGAGCUGGAAGACGUGAAUGCGGUAAAAGAGUAUUUCCUAAAGGAUGUUGAACCGGAAGACAAAUUAGUUGCAAUGCUUGAAGAGCAUUCAAGACUAUCCAACUUGCCCCCCAACCUUGUUAUACAGGUUGAUCCUAUCCGUUACAACCCUGAUGACAAAUCCUUCUUUCCCACUACAGCAUUUCCCGGCAGAUCCACAAUUGUCAGUGGGUUGGAUACCAGUAAGAAGUACCCGUCCUAUAAAGCCCCAAAAAAUAGACGACUCUGGAUCGAUGCGGAGGACUUGGCGUAA
This is a messenger RNA of Echinococcus granulosus, 2241 nucleotides long. Its product is annotated as Nitrogen permease regulator. The transcript has 5 exons. The coding region runs from base 1 to 2241 and encodes 746 amino acids. Lineage: Eukaryota; Metazoa; Platyhelminthes; Cestoda; Cyclophyllidea; Taeniidae. The record is from RefSeq and is a predicted model, not a curated record. Gene Ontology annotation, cellular component: vacuolar membrane; GATOR1 complex. Gene Ontology annotation, molecular function: GTPase activator activity. Gene Ontology annotation, biological process: negative regulation of TORC1 signaling; positive regulation of autophagy.